AUGCAGUUCUCAGUGUUUGUGGUGAUUGGCAUUGUUGUAGCAUCUGCAACAGGAGCGGACUUUCAGCAAAUACCAAUCAAUAUAAGCAACGACUUAAUAAAGGACCCGUACUCUUCAUCAGAUGUGGCCAAAGGACCAAGCAAAAAGGAUGAUUCAAAUAACAUUGCUGUGCAAGGCUAUCUUGCCCGCCCGGACAUGUUUCCGUUCCAUGUCGAGUUGUUUAUACGAAACGAUGUUGAUCGUGGUACUGCUCUUGCAAGCGGAUCACUCAUCACACCUAACUACGUCCUCACGUCCGCAAACCUUUUGCGCAGUAGCAUAGAGCGAGCUAACAUCACCUAUGGAUAUGCUCUACUCGGAACAGACAAUGGAUUGGACCAAUCAAGGCUUCAGCGAAUUAAUUUCACCGGAAGCGAUGUGCAGCUUCACCCGUUGUACGACAUUGCAACGAUGCGUUUGGUACAUCCGGUAACAUUCACGGAAUUUGUGCAGCUGAUCCGUUUGCCAAGUUUAUCCGAUUCCCGCACGCACGAGAGGAAAGAGGGCACAAACAUUGGAAGCGGUGGAUUGGUGCGGUAUGUGCGCAACCAGAUAUUGACGAACGCGGACUGCAGUCAGCUACAUCCUCAUGCGUCUAUUGAGUCACAUCAUAUCUGUACGAAUGCUUACGUAGGAGGUGCAUUCUGCAAUCAAAAGCAUGGAUCUGGAUUGACCGUUGAUGAUCAGGGUAGUCCUUUGCUGAUUGGAGUCAUAUCUUUGUUUUAUCCAUGCACCGAAAAUUAUCCAACUGUUUUCGUGCGAAUAUCGGAAGUACGUGACUGGAUUGCUGACAACUCGAAUUAUGUAUUUGAUUUAUAA
Anopheles maculipalpis is the source of this 858-nucleotide messenger RNA. RefSeq names its product chymotrypsin-2-like. NCBI's taxonomy places the organism in Eukaryota, Metazoa, Arthropoda, Insecta, Diptera, Culicidae. Gene Ontology annotation, biological process: proteolysis. The transcript has a single exon. The record is from RefSeq and is a predicted model, not a curated record. Gene Ontology annotation, molecular function: serine-type endopeptidase activity. The coding region runs from base 1 to 858 and encodes 285 amino acids.